UCAUUCGUCCACGAGUUCGGAAACGCGAGGUUUCGCUGCUGCGAUGUAGCCUGCGAUGGGCGAGAGGAGAGAAGGGGCGGGAACGAAACAACCGAGCAAGAAAACAGUUUCCCCUUAAACGAUCACGCGUAGCAAAAUCCGAGGGACGGGUUUCCGCCGCCGCCGCUCGCCGUGCCGUCACCGGCUGCUUGCUUUCGCGUCGGCCCGCCGACGUGAGCCGCCAAACAGUGCCAUGGCGAAGGCUCCGGGCGGUCCCGUCGGGGACCCGCUCCUGGUUUCUACGUUCGCGCUGAGCGGCACCAAGAAAAGGCUUAUGCUCUACGAGAACGGCAUCAGCGUCGCCGACGUCAGCCGCCAUAGCAAGACCGAAGACGACGAGUUCAUUCACCUCUCGAGGGUCGUGACCGCCGAGGCCUGGCCCUGCUGUAGCGGCGGCUGCGGCCAGACCCGCGCCGGCGGCGAGCGACCUCCGGUCAGCGUGAGCGCCAGCGCGGCCUGCCUCGUGACGUCGACGGCCGACGGCGGGACCUCGUCAACAACGGUGGCGACGACAACGGCGACCGGCUGCUACGAGGGCGGCGGCGGCGGUGGGGGCCGCGUGACCCUGGGCGACCCCGCGCUGCGGCUCCACGUGGCCAAGCCCGUGCACCGGCACUCGUGGUGCCUGCAGACCCUGGUGCUGCGGGGCGUCUCCGGCAGGAGCAGCGACCACGCGCUGGUGCACCAGUGGGCCGACGCGGUCCAGGACAGGCUCAGGGGGGUGGACAGGCCACGGAAGCUGCUUGUGUUCGUCAAUCCUUUCGGCGGUCGGAAACGAGCGCCUGUCAUCUACCAGCGCAAGGUGGCACCCAUAUUCCAAAUGGCUGGCAUCUCUGUGGAAUUAAUCACGACACGGUAUGCGGGUCACGCUAAGGAAUGCCUUCUUGAAUUGGACCUUUCUCUCUUUGACGGCGUCGUAUGUGUUGGCGGCGAUGGCAUGGUGAAUGAAAUUGUCAAUGGCGUGCUGCUGAGGGCGCAGCGUGAUGCUGGGGUUGAUGCAAAUGACCCGAAUUCCCGGCUGCAGCCGGGAACAAUAAAAAUUGGCGUGAUCCCUGCUGGCUCCACGGAUGCGCUGGUUUGCACCACAACUGGAGAAAACAGCCCUGUAACCUCGGCACUCCUUAUAGCAAUGGGGGCUGAAAUAGGUGUUGACGUUGCAAGUAUCCACAGUGGUGAACGCCUGGUGCGGUACUCCUCAGGAUUCCUUUCUUACGGCUUCUUUGGAGACAACAUCAAGGCCAGUGAGAAAUUUCGCUGGAUGGGACCAUUGCGCUAUAACUGGACUGGCUGGCAGACCUUUCUGAAGCACCACGUCUAUGAAGGGGAACUGAAGCUGCUUGUACAGCCAGAGACGACUGAUGCCAAUUAUGACCCUGCAGGAACUGACCGAUGUAGAGCAGGAUGCGAAGUAUGCCAUGCUGAACCUGGUGACAUCCCGCUCCAAGUUCUCAAUACUUUGGACGUCCACGCUGAAAAUAAGCCCUACUGGCUAGGCAUCCAGGGCCACUUCCUGUCCGUGAGCUGUGCUCUCAUGGCCAAUCGGUGUGCGCGGAGCACAGCAGGCGUGGCUCCCACAGCCCAUCUCGGCAAUGGUCUCAUGGAUGUCGUGCUGGUCUCGCAGUGCUCACGGCGCAAUUUUCUCAGGUUUCUGGUUGCCCUGGCCAAUUCUGAAACAUGCAGCCCCUUCAAGUUUCCUUUCGUGCACUGCUUCCGAACAAGUUGCUUCGAGUUUGUGCCCAAAACGCCAGACUCUAGCGACGAAGGCACAGUCAAGCACACUGGCUCUUGGCAGUGUGAUGGGGAACUGCUCCCAGAAACUUCGCUGCUCGUUAGGUCGCAUCGCCAGUUGCUCAAGCUGUAUGCACAUGGCAUCGAAGAGCGAGACGAACACCGGUCGAAUCGCUGCUUCUGCUCCUGCCAUUAAAGAGAGAAGAUAGAAGUAGCGUGUUGCAGCUAAGGCAGCUCUCCAAGCUGUUGCUCCUACGUGUGACCCUACUUUCGCAUCUUUCAUUCUGCCUGUUCCCGACAAGGCGCUGUCUCGUUUCAUGGGUCCCUCCUUUGCGUCACCUCUGUCCAGGUGCUUAUGCAUCCACAUUUGUGUGUUGAAGCCAUUGCCAGGUCCACAUUCAUGCAUCAGAACUGUUCGCUCACGACUGAAUGCCAAGUGAUGGCUUGCCAUGUUCCUGUGACCCAUCCAGGGCGACAUUUCAAUCCCUGCAGCACACUGGCCUAUUUUGCAACAGGGGAACAGUGAUUUUCCUUGGUACAAGGCACCUUGACUUUGUAGAAAUAUUUCUGGGUGAGAGUGUGUAGGUUCCCUUUUAGAGUAGCCGGUUACCAACUACUGGGCAGAAAGCCUAUAAGACAUUUUUUUGUUUCUGACCGGAUCACUUCUUUACGAAGAGCCACGAUUUGAAUUGGAUGUUAACGUUUGUUUUAGCUGCUUUUGUUGUAAUUUUAUAGAAGCAAUAUAUAGUGGCCAUAAACUGGCCCUUAUUGCUUUAGUUACACAGAUCUUAUAAUCCUGAUUAGAAUUCAAUAGAUAGAGCCACUUAGCUGCCGAACAGCAGAAAAUAGUCUAUGUUGUUAGGCAUACUAGUGCCCUUGCAUUUAUGUGCAUCAAGCAUAGUUUCAGCAGUUUAUGCCAGAGACGUACUAUAGUGGUUUAUGGCACCUGAUGUGUCACUGUAAUGUGCCCCUGUUGUAGGAGAUGGCAUGUGUUGCGUGAACACUGACAAGAGUGUUUUCUCAAGCGAUCUCCAAGCAACCAGCAUGCUGUAUGUGUGGCUCCUUUUCGAAACAUUCCACAGCGCAUUCUUUUCGGUCGUUAAAUGUGAGUGGGACAAAAGAAACACUCGAACAAGAGGUACAAAAUGUGGUUGCUCUGAGCAAUGUCGCAAGGCAUUGAUUUUAGGUGUCGGGCAUACUGAGCAUGUUCUUGUUACCCCAGACAAUAUUUCUAUAACACUGAAAUGUUAUCACUGAAAAUUUUUCCGUCUUCAAUAGGCAGUGUAUUUGUUUCCUUGAGAUUAUAUGACCAGCAGAAGAUGCUUGGCCUGUUGAGUCUCUAGUUUGCUGCUUAAUUGCAUUGAACUUCAGUGAUGUAGCAAGCUUGCAAUAAGUGUGAACAGGGAUGAGGGGUUGUUUUCAAUUAGGUGAUUGUGACUAGGUGCAGCCUUCAUCUGACUAAGCGAGUACUCGUGUGGAGGGGUGUGGUUUGGCCUGCAUGCUUUCUGCAGAUAUACGUCGUUAUUGACAUUUGUCAGUUAUCUUGAAAAUGAAAGAUGUGUAAUGAUUUCUGUUGUACGGCUGCUUUUUCUUCAGGGUAUGCUUUGCCUAGUCCCAAUAAAUCAGUUGCACGAAAUGUUUUUUUUUCACUGGGUUACCGAGGUAGGUGUAUGUGUAUGGCACACAGUGGCUUGUAGCCAUCGGAGACUGUGAUAACUAUGCUUUCCGUAACAAGAGGUGCGACCAUGUGAUAAUCUGUUUUCCUGCUGUAUCCAGAAGACAGCGCAUUUUCUACAGUAUGCAAUGGUUUGUUGUCCACAGGCCACCAGAUCACGUCUUGUGUUGUGUCAGUAUCAGUUGCCACUGUUCUGUAAAUAUUUUAAGAGGAAGCUUUAGCUUGGGAG
This is a messenger RNA of Dermacentor albipictus, 3671 nucleotides long. RefSeq names its product Ceramide kinase (gene Cerk). The record is from RefSeq and is a predicted model, not a curated record. Gene Ontology annotation, molecular function: ceramide kinase activity. NCBI's taxonomy places the organism in Eukaryota, Metazoa, Arthropoda, Arachnida, Ixodida, Ixodidae. Gene Ontology annotation, biological process: ceramide metabolic process; phosphorylation.